UCUCUCGCUUCCGUUCCACCUACACACCCCGCCUUCUGCCGAGCCAUGUCGGGUCGUGAGCCGCGCCGUCAGCGCCGGCCGCUGGACGACGAGGCCGUGCCGUUCCCCGACGACGAUUCCGCCUCCCGCCACGCCGACGCCGCUCCGCGCACUCCGCUCACGCAGGCGGGCGAGCUGCAGGCGCUCGCCGUGGGCGCGGCGAUGACGGUCGGCGCGCUGUGGCUGCUGCGCUCCUUCGACCUCCUCUAGAGCUCCGUUUUUCGUCGCCAUAUCCGCACAUUUCGUAACGGUCGCAACGCACCUUCUCUCGCGCAUAGUUGUAGGAUCUCGCCUCUAGUGUAUAGCUCGCUCGGACAGCAGUAGGUGUUUCUUGAGAAUUCCAAAAAACACCCACAGCGCGGAGAGCAGCAUCGGCAUCGGACUCGGGGUGAGGCGACUCGGCGCCGCCAUGCGCCUGCAGGGCAAGGUCGCCUUCAUCACGGGGGCGGCGAGGGGCAUUGGCGCGGCGUGCGCGCGCAAGUUCGUGGCGGAGGGCGCAAGGGUGGCGAUUGCUGACGUGUUGGAAGAGGAAGGGCGCCAGCUGGCUGCUGAGCUGGCUGCCGCUGAUUCGGCGCAAACGGGGAGGAGAGAUGGGUCUGAGGGGGAGGUUCCCGCGGAAGGGAAGAAGGGGGAGGGUGGGCGCGCGGAGGCGGGUGGGGAAGGGGGAGCAGGCUGUGAGGGUGACGGAGGCGGAGCAGAGAGCAUACCGCGCGCCGUCUUUGUGAGCUGUGACGUGCGCGAGCGUGACUCCAUCGCGUCCGCGCUCGCCCUGGCGGCGUCCUCCCUCUCCCCCGGCAGCGGCGCGCUGCACGUGCUGGUGAACAAUGCGGCGCUGCAGUGCUGCAAGAGCCUGCCCGACACGGCGCCCCACGACUGGGACGCCGUCAUCUCCGCCUCGCUCUCCUCCGUCUUCCACGCCACCCAGCUCGCCCUGCCGUACCUGCGGCGCGCGCAGGGCGGUGCGGCAGUUGUGAACGUGUCGUCUUCGUUCGCGCUGGUGGGGUCGCCGGGGUACGCCGCGUACCACGCCGCCAAGGGCGGGGUGUCGUCGGUGACGCGCGCGGCGGCGCUGGGGCUGGUGGGGGAGGGGAUCAGGGUGAACGCGGUGUGCCCGGGGACCACGCUCACGCCGGGGCUGCAAGAGAGCGUGGCACAGCAGUGCCCGGACCCAUCGGAUGCGCGGUGUCUCAUGGACUCGUUCCUCGCCAAGCAGCCCCUCGGCAGGUUUGGGAGGGCUGAGGAGGUAGCGAACGUGGUGGCGUUUGUGGCGAGCGAUGAGGCGAGCUUCAUGGUGGGGGCCAACGUGGUCGUGGAUGGGGGGUACACCGCCAUAUGACAUGGCGGGUGGGGGGAGGGGUUACAGCAGCGCGCGAGGGGAGGGGGUUGUGGGGGAUGAGGGGUACACUGUGGUGAGGGGGUGGUGCUAGUGGUGGCUGGGAGGCGUUGGCAUUGGAGGAGUGUCCCAGGGCAGCAUGUGUUGCCAUUGGUGGGACAGGGAUGGGUGGGUGGGUGGAUGGAUGGGAGUUGGAUGGUUGUGUGGCAGCUGGACUAUCAUGUGCCAUUACCAGUAUUUGUCCGAGGCAGCUCAAUAUUUGGAUUCUCCUGUGGGUAUUUUCUUUGGUGACAUGGCAUGGUGUAAUCCAAAGCAACUAAUGUAGU
Molecule: messenger RNA, 1698 nt
Organism: Closterium sp. NIES-67
Lineage: Eukaryota; Viridiplantae; Streptophyta; Zygnematophyceae; Desmidiales; Closteriaceae
Source: the annotation of a GenBank genome assembly